Dothidotthia symphoricarpi CBS 119687 is the source of this 1262-nucleotide messenger RNA. RefSeq lists its product as uncharacterized. Gene Ontology annotation, cellular component: tRNA methyltransferase complex. The record is from RefSeq and is a predicted model, not a curated record. The transcript is spliced from 3 exons. The coding region runs from base 106 to 984 and encodes 292 amino acids. Lineage: Eukaryota; Fungi; Ascomycota; Dothideomycetes; Pleosporales; Dothidotthiaceae. Gene Ontology annotation, biological process: RNA (guanine-N7)-methylation; tRNA methylation. Gene Ontology annotation, molecular function: tRNA (guanine(46)-N7)-methyltransferase activity.
AAUCCACUUCCACUCACUCGUUUCUCCACCAGACUUCUUUUGCUAACUUGCGUUUUCUAUCCACUUCACAUAUAAUUCCCCAGACUACCCAGGCACGAAGACACGAUGCCCGGUGAGCCAGCGAAGCGCCAAAAGCGCGAAGAGUACAAACGCUCGAUUCAGGAUGAACAAAAUGCAGUAUUGCCAAAGAAGAAAUUCUACAGGCAGCGCGCGCACGCCAACCCUUUCUCGGAUCAUUCUUUGACUUAUCCUAGUAGCCCCGCGGAUAUGGACUGGGCGAAAUUCUACCCUGCACAUGCUGCUGAAAGCCAAGAGUUGGAGAUGACAGAUGCACAAGACAAGUCACAUGAGGAAGAGCCACGGAAGGUCAAAUCGAUCACGAAGAAGGUUGAGAUUGCUGAUAUUGGAUGUGGCUUUGGUGGACUGCUGUUUGCGCUGGCACCCAAGUUCCCGGAUACUCUGAUACUGGGUAUGGAGAUCCGCACCUCCGUAACAGAAUACGUGCAAGACAAGAUCCGCGCUCUACGCGUCCAAAACGCACAAACAUCCGGCUUCCAAAACGUAUCCUGCCUGCGCGCCAACACGAUGAAAUUCCUGCCCAACUUCUUCGAAAAAUCCCAGUUGAGUAAAAUCUUCCUCUGCUUCCCGGACCCGCACUUCAAGCAGCGCAAGCACAAGGCGCGCAUCGUAUCCUACACGCUGAACUCCGAGUACGCGUAUGUGCUCCGACCUGGCGGCGUCGUGUACACGAUUACCGAUGUGCAGGAUUUGCACGAGUGGAUGAAGGAGCAUUUUGAGAAGCAUCCGAGUUUUGAGCGCGUGGAGAGGGAGUUUGAGGAGGGGAGCGGGGAGGAGGGCGAGGGCAUGGAUGAGUGUGUGAGGAUUAUGCGGAGCGAGACGGAGGAGGGGAAGAAGGUCGAGAGAAAUAAGGGGUUGAAGUUUGUUGCGUGUUUUCGGAGGGUGGAGAAUCCGCCGUGGCCUUGAGGCGGGUGGUGUUGGAGGGAGGAUGGGGUGCUCGUUGAUGGGGCAAUUGAAAAAUGAGAGUUCGUCUUACGCUGGUGCUACUUUGAAAAUUCUGUAAUGGGGGUUUUCUCGAGGUGUGAGGCUCCUUCUUGAUAUUCCUAGGUUUUCCUACUCCUCUUCUCAUGCUAAAAGCCACUGGAAAUGGGUAGAGCGUGUAGGUUUGUAGUCCAUGUUGUGAAGACAGCGUCGGCUAUGCGGUGGAUGUCGUACACGUACCAUGCGUUUUCUGUAACGACGAA